Messenger RNA from Salvia hispanica, 1439 nucleotides. Its product is annotated as alcohol dehydrogenase-like 7. Gene Ontology annotation, cellular component: cytosol. NCBI's taxonomy places the organism in Eukaryota, Viridiplantae, Streptophyta, Magnoliopsida, Lamiales, Lamiaceae. The record is from RefSeq and is a predicted model, not a curated record. Gene Ontology annotation, biological process: formaldehyde catabolic process. Gene Ontology annotation, molecular function: S-(hydroxymethyl)glutathione dehydrogenase [NAD(P)+] activity; zinc ion binding; alcohol dehydrogenase (NAD+) activity.
UGUAAACUCGCAAUGACAAUUAUGAAUACAUAGUUAUUAUCACAACAGCAAAAUUGGGCUUAUCUACCACCAAAAUUAAAUACUACUCCUAUAAUCGAAAAUCAAUCAAUGGCUAACAACACUACAACUGCGGGCAAAGCCAUUACAUGCCGAGCGGCGGUGGCGAGAGCAGCUGGGGCGCCGCUCGUGAUACAGGAGGUGGUUGUGGAUCCUCCUAAAUCCGGCGAACUUCGCAUCAAAAUCAUCUGCACUUCUCUUUGUCAUAGCGAUCUUACUUUCUUGAACUUGGACUUGCCUCCCGCUUGUUUUCCGAGAAUUCUGGGACAUGAAGCAGUUGGCGUGGUGGAGAGCGUGGGCGAUGGCGUUAUUGGGGUUGUCGAAGGAGAUAUGGUUAUCCCCGUAUUUGUGUCAGACUGUGCUGAGUGUAGAGAUUGCACAUCGAAGAAGAGCAACCUGUGCACCGAAUUCCCAUUUAGAGUCGAUCCCUGGAUGCACGAUGGCACGAGCAGAUUCAGAGACCUCAACGGAGAGACUAUACACCAUUUCAUGUUUGUGUCUAGUUUCACAGAGUACACAGUUGUUCAUCGUGCUAACAUCAUCAAACUCGACCCAACAAUCCCUCCCAGCAGGGCUUGCCUCCUUGCUUGUGGAGUCUCCACAGGCGUAGGAGCGGCAUGGAGGUCUGCAAGUGUCGAACGAGGAUCCACGGUUGCCAUCUUCGGUUUGGGGUCGAUCGGAUUGGCAGUUGCAGAAGGGGCAAGAUUGUGUGGUGCUGCUAGAAUCAUUGGCAUUGAUGUGAACCCUAACAAGUUUGCACUAAGUAAAAAAUUUGGAGUAACUGAUUUCAUUGAUUCUACAAGCUGCAUUGAAAAAUCUGUAAGCCAGGUGGUAAAUGAGAUGACCGGUGGAGGGGCAGAUUACUGCUUCGAAUGCGUUGGAAGGGCUUCCCUAGUUGAGGAGGCAUACGCCUGCUGUCGAAAGGGGUGGGGUAAGACGAUCGUGGUGGGGGUGGAUAGACCCGGCACACUACUGAAAUUCGCAUCCACGGAAGUCCUUCAUAGUGGAAAGACUAUCUUGGGAUCUUUGUUUGGAGGCCUCAAGCCAAAGUCGGACAUACCGAUCCUCGUUAAGAAGUACAUGGACAAGGAGUUGGAGCUGGAUAAGUUUGUGACGCAUGAGGUGGGGUUUGAAGAGAUCAACAAAGCUUUCGAUUUGCUGCAUCAAGGAAAGAGCCUCAAAUGUGUGAUUUGGAUGGAUAGAUGAAUUUCUUUUAUGUUUUUUUGUUGUUGUUUGGAGAAUAAUAGUAAUAAUAAAACAACAGUUAUAUAGUUAGCAAGCAAAUUUUUUAUCCAAUUUUAAAUAUUUUGAACAAGUGUGAUUUACUACUUUAUGUUCGGAAUUAGUAAGUAUGCUAGUAAAAGUUCAACUUAUUUGUACAA